AUGAAUCAAGAAACCCCACCCCAGUCGGGUUCGCCACUCCCUGUUCGACGUGAUCGCAAGCGUGCACGCUUAUCUGACCUCGGUGUAAUCACCGAGACCCACAUUUCCGAGCCGACUGUGCCGGUUACUCCACUUCCACCUCCACCGCCCCCACUGAGUAAACCCUGGCCAACCCGUCUCGCGAAGGACGACAUUGUCGCAUUAGAACAAAGAAUCCGCUAUCUCGACCGAUUGAUCGAUGAUGCCGGAGAGAACACCGCCAAAGCCAGAAGACGAGUUGAAGAACUCCGCUACGGCGCCGGAUCAUUGGCAAAGAUUCAUGUCACGGAUUCAAUCAGAACAAGUGUUACCCAAGAAGAGUACGGUAUAGCUCGCGAUGAGGAAAUCAGGAGCGAAAUCCAUCGAGAUCAGCAUCGAAAAAUUUCAGGUGGUCAAAGAAGGGUCUCCGAGCCGCCUAGACUUAUUAGGACACCUGAAUCGAAGAUAGAGAAGAUGAGACGGAUUAGUAUGGGUACUACUGUUGGUCGCGAUCCUAGAGUCGGUGAUCAAGCUGCCACGCGCGGUAAAUUUGUCCGAGAGCAAAUUGGGAAGGAUAAUGUUGCCAAAGAACAAGCCACGAAGGAUGGGUAUGCCUCAAGGGAACAACGUGCUGGAGAUCGAAUUCCGAAGGAGUAUUCCGAGAAGGGGCUGGAAGAGCCAAAAAUCAAAGAAAGGCCCAGAGCUCCAGAGGCGAUUCCAGAUUUGAAGCUAAAGAAAACGCGAGAUCGAACCACUCUCAGGGUUCCAAUGGCAAGUGGAAGGGGACAGGGACAGGAGGGGUAUGAGGGGCAUGCGAAGAAAGAUAGCGACCCGAAAUGA
Molecule: messenger RNA, 858 nt
Organism: Orbilia oligospora ATCC 24927
Lineage: Eukaryota; Fungi; Ascomycota; Orbiliomycetes; Orbiliales; Orbiliaceae
Exons: 2
Coding region: 1-858 (285 amino acids)
Source: RefSeq, a predicted model, not a curated record